Messenger RNA from Neodiprion virginianus, 3522 nucleotides. RefSeq lists its product as uncharacterized. NCBI's taxonomy places the organism in Eukaryota, Metazoa, Arthropoda, Insecta, Hymenoptera, Diprionidae. The coding region runs from base 338 to 3163 and encodes 941 amino acids. The record is from RefSeq and is a predicted model, not a curated record. Gene Ontology annotation, molecular function: protein binding. The transcript is spliced from 5 exons.
UUACUGUUUCUUGAAGCAUAGAUGUUCGAGGAAAAGUUUUGCAAUGCAGUUUCAUCGCCUACAUUCAUGACUGAACUGGACAAAAAUCUCAUCGACUUUAGUCUAGAGGGGGUGUGGACUACAAUUUUCGAGUGGAUCGUGCAUAGUCUAUGCACGAUGACACCUGGCAAAAUACCUGGAAUGGAAGGUCAUUUCCGAGUGUUUCCCCGCACGCAGUUUGGUUUUACUAGCAUGAGCUUGAUACCAUAAUUGUGUUAAAUUGCGCGUGCCAACCAUUUGCUAAUGUAGCGCUCGCACGCUGUUGAAACUUCAGGGAUCUCCCGUCUUCUAUAGUGCUAUGUUUCCAUCUGCAAAACGGUCACGAAUGGAUAAUACAUGUCCUUCACCACCGAAACGGCCUCGGACGCAUGAAAACCUGACAGUUCAGCUGGGAAAAAAAAACAUUUCUAUUCAGAUCCAUGGACCAUUGUCAACCGACAUAGAACAGUCAAAUUCAACCCGAGUAGAACGUAUACCUGGGGCAAAAUGUUCCUUGUCUAUGUUGCCAUAUGCAAAUAACAUGAAAUUUGUGCCAAAUAAGGAGAUGAGUCUCACUACUAAGCUUCAAAAACUUAAGCUCAAAUCUCCGGAUGGGCGGGAUCUCGGAGAAAUAGAAGUGAAGCUUUUUCCCCAAAAAUGUGAUGGGAUUAAGGGAAAAACCAUAAUGCUGAAGAAGCACAGCAUGUUUGGUAAGCUAGAAAAUAGUUCCACAGCUGUUUCCAUCCUUAAACCUAUGGACAGAAUCAAAGUUGAAAGCAAUGGACGGGUUUCACCUCAAAUGGCAUCCACGCACGGCCAUGUACAGCAACCAUCUAAGCGUUUUUCGAUAGCAAACGUCUCUUCGAUAAAAUUCAAAGAAGCAACCAGCCAAUCACAGUGUUUGGCGAAUCCAAAUCCUGAACAGAAAUCAAUGAUAUUGAGACACCCAGAUAAUCACAAGCAUCCACCUAUAGCAUCAAGUUCACAAGUUUUUUUGAUACACGUUGACAAACAAAAUGGCCUAAACAACAUCAAAAACAUGCAUAAAGAUGUUAGAAACCUGAGUCAGCCUCCUCCCAAGCAAAAAAUUGUCAUGGUACGAGCAGAAAAUUAUCCUUAUUCAAAUGACACCAAGAAAAAGACUUCAUCGAGUACUGUAAUUGAGCUACGGAAUUCUGCAUCACACAAGGAUCAAUAUGGUACCGAAUCUAUAUCCAUUAUGCCAAGUACAGAAAACUCAAACAUUUCUUUGAGCAUCUCAGGACUCGGUGAAUGUAAAACAAAAGGGUCUAAUCAAAGUAACAUGGUUAUCAAAAAGAUUGUUGAACGUGUUGACAAACCAACAGCUGCUGUAAGGUCAUUAGCUGAUUCUAAGCCUCUUACAGUAACUCGGAAGAGUAGUAAUCCACCAUCAAACCUAUUACAGAUAAAUUUCCAAACUAAAUUAAAACCUUUGAUCCCUGUUAAAACAUAUAGUAGAACAUUGGAAAGUAGUAAAAAAAACAGCAAUAAGGUCAAUGAAAGAGAAUCUGUGACAAACAGCAUAGAAGCAACGAAAACCUCUGUGGAAAGUAAUACUCUUGCUAAUACACCGAAUCUUGAGAAUACUCAAUAUGUCACAAGUCCAACAAAUAACGUAACGCUUACAGAUGGUAGCAAAGAGGGUAUUGAGAAUUCAGUAGUUAUCACACAGCAUACGGACUUUCUUCAAGUAAAAGCUAGACCCUCAUGUACAGAUAAAGUUAAUACAGGGUUUGUUGAUAAAGAUAAGGGAAAUAAUGGUAAAAACUUAGGUAAAAAUAUGAUGGUUAUUUUACCUAAAGACGUAGAUAUGUCAUCUAUAAAUGAAAGGAAUGACGCAGAAACAAGCAGAACCAGUAUCGAGACAAGCAGUAUGGAAAUUGAUAGGAACACAAAUGCUACUAGGAAUGCAGUAACGAUCGAGGAAACUGCUUUGAAUCAAAGUUUCGAUGUUGAAUCCCCCAAUCAGAGCGUAGUACUAAAUGGUAUCAGUUCAAUGUCUGCUACUACAUCACCUAAGCGACAAGAUUUAGAUAUUAUUGAGAAAGCACUCAGUACAUUGCCUGAUCAAGUUUUACGUGAGAAAGCUCUCAAAGCUCUUGCAGAUUGUGGAAUUGGUUUAAAGCGAGAUGUACCUGUUCCACCUACAGUCUCUGUUAGCGAUUCAGAAACCCAAACAACAGUUUUUAGUCUUUUGGAGCCAAAAACGUUCUUAGAGUAUAAUGAAAACCUCCCUACCUUAAAAAGGCUGGAGGUAAAUCAAAUCAGUGACACAAUUUUGCAACUACAACAUGAAAACAGAUUGCUUCCCGGUUGUACACAGCAAUGGACGAACAAUGCAUGUGUCAAUACACAAACAAACGUUCUACCAGAAGAUUUCCUUGAUUUCUGUAAUGAUUUUCUGGACGAACCAACAUCAAGUGUGCACCAAAUUCAGAAAGUACUUUCAAAGCCUGAUAUAAAAAUUUCAAAAAUUGUUGAACAGUUGCAAAAAGAUUUUCAAGCGGCGACAUCAUUUGACAACCAGGGAAUGAUGGGGAUUCAUCGAGCAGUUCUGAGUGAAAAUAUCACGGAAGUACGAAGACAGCUGAUUGUUCUUAAAGCUGUAAAACAAAGCGUUGAUGUGCUUACUGAGUGCGGAAAGACGAGUUUGGAACUCGCAGUUGAACAUGACAUAGAACCAGUCAUAGUCGAGAUCCUCCUGAAAGCUGGAGCAAAGCCUGCAUUUUCUAUGAAACUUCACGAAUCAGCACUUAUUAUGGCAUGCAAAAUGUCCUCGACAGUUCUACCUCAGCUGAUUAGUCAUGUGGAUUCUCCAAGCUUACUCGAUAAUAUGGACUCUGAAGGUUUUGCGCCUUUGCACUACUGUGCUCAGUUGGGGAAUGUAAAUGCAGUCAAACAACUAAUUUCCGCUGGAGCGAAUAUCAACUUACGAGAUGCUAAAUCUGGUCGUACAGCAAUAUUUCAUGCUCUUGACCACCAAUAUAUUCCACUAGCAUGGUAUUUGAUAGAGAACAGAGCUUCAACGACUAUCACAAAUUUUGCUGGGCAAUCACCAGCAGGUUUGGUAGAUGAACACAAGCAUAAUACUUUGGCAGAAAAGCUUAAUCAAGAAAUCAGCUAGAAGUGCUCAAUCUUUCAAAGCGACAAAUCAUCACUCUCAAAAGACUGUAUCAUUGUACCGAUAGAUCUCAAAUUGUUAUUAGAAACAUCUUAUUGCUUGCAGAGUGAUUGCCACGAUUAAAGAUCGUGUAAUACGUAAUUACGAUUAGAUUAGUAAUCUGCUUGUAGACUACGACAUAAUUACGCCCUAAAUUAUUGAAUAACACUAGAUAAACGCUGUACAUAUAAAUUUUUUUUUUUUAUUUAAUGUAUUUUGGUCAUCUCGUUACCUCAGAGUAACGGGAUCUAAUUGUAGAGAAUAUCCUAUGGUUGGGAACCAUAUCAUUUUGAGGUUACAAUUUUUUUGAUUAUUUGGUAGCU